AUGGUAAUAAAACUUGCAAUCUGUUUGUUGAUUAUUUUAUCUGUCCAUGCCGAAGAUGUAUUUAUCAACACAGCUGGUCUACGUGAAUGUGCGGUGAAAAAUGACCGUAUGUGGGAUCCGAUCUCUGACAUUCCGUGCGGCUGGGCGUGUAUGGGAAAAGGGUGUGAUAGGGGUGGAUGUGAGAAGAGAUGGCACAUUGUGGAUGGACAGAAAAAGUUCGAUUCUUCUUCAAUUCCUCGAACCGAUGAUUAUCGAUGGCUUUGUACGUUCCGUGCAGUUGGGCGUGUAUGGGAAAAGGGUGUGAUAGGGGUGGAUGUGAGAAGAGAUGGCACAUUGUGGAUGGACAGAAAAAGUUCGAUUCUUCUUCAAUUCCUCGAACCGAUGAUUAUCGAUGGCUUUGUGUAUGCAGUUCAUGUUAUGGAGCACAGGGGCGACGAUUUUACA
Messenger RNA from Mesorhabditis belari, 444 nucleotides. The record is from the annotation of a GenBank genome assembly. NCBI's taxonomy places the organism in Eukaryota, Metazoa, Nematoda, Chromadorea, Rhabditida, Rhabditidae.